GCCGCCGGCAGGGAGGGAGCGGCAGCGUCCACAGACGGUCGCCUGCCCUUAACCCCCAUCAACCCUGUGUCACCCGGUCGUUUACUGCCUGGCGGGUGCCGCUCCGGAGCCCGUGGGGAACAAUGGUGACCAUGGCAGGCCUCCAUGCCCGUUGCGGAGCGCGGGGGCUCCCUAGCGAGCCUUGCAUGGUUCCACAGUUAGGGGCUCCUGGGAUCAGCGGAGUAUGCCCGUGGGACUCGAGCGUUGCUGCUGCCAGGUCUUUGGUUCAUCAGAAAUUAUGUCCUCCGACCACGUGUGCCCUGGCAGAAGUUGAGGGUGUGAAACGCCCUGGGAACUCCAAAGCGGAAGCCUUAACCGGGCGGGGAUAGUUUUCCAGGACAGGAAGAUGCCACCCAAGCGCAUAGCUAAGAGAAGGUCACCCCCUGAAGAUGCCAUCCCCAAAAGCAAGAAGGUGAAAGACGCUCGUAACCGCGGUCCUGCCGCCCGCUCCUGCCAAGUCUCACACAGGUCCCACAACACAGAGCCAGGUUUGGUGCUGACACUGGGCCAGGGCGACGUGGGCCAGCUGGGGCUGGGCGAGAGUGUGCUGGAGAGGAAGAAGCCGGCCUUGGUGCCCCUUCUACAAGAUGUUGUGCAGGCUGAGGCCGGGGGCAUGCAUACCGUGUGUCUGAGCCGAAGUGGCCAGGUCUACUCCUUCGGAUGCAAUGAUGAGGGUGCCCUGGGAAGGGACACGUCGGUCGAGGGCUCAGAGAUGGUCCCUGGGAAAGUGGAACUGCAAGAGAAGGUGGUCCAAGUGUCAGCAGGGGACAGUCACACAGCAGCCCUUACUGAAGAUGGCCGUGUCUUCCUCUGGGGCUCUUUCCGGGACAAUAAUGGUGUGAUUGGGUUGUUGGAGCCCAUGAAGAAAAGCAUGGUGCCCGUUCAAGUGCAGCUGGACAUGCCUGUGGUAAAGGUGGCCUCAGGGAACGACCACUUGGUGAUGCUGACGACGGAUGGAGACCUCUACACCUUGGGUUGUGGGGAGCAGGGUCAGCUGGGCCGUGUGCCUGAAUUAUUUGCCAACCGUGGUGGCCGUCAGGGCCUUGAGCGACUCCUGGUCCCCAAGUGUGUGCUGCUGAAGUCAAGGGGAAGCCGGGGCCGCGUGCGGUUCCAGGAUGCCUUCUGUGGGGCCUAUUUCACUUUUGCCAUCUCCCGGGAGGGCCAUGUCUAUGGCUUUGGCCUCUCCAACUAUCACCAGCUUGGAACUCCAGGCACUGGAUCUUGCUUCAUUCCUCAGAACUUGACAUCCUUCAAGAAUUCCACCAAGUCCUGGGUGGGCUUCUCUGGUGGCCAGCACCAUACAAUCUGCAUGGAUUCAGAAGGAAAAGCAUACAGCCUGGGCAGGGCUGAGUAUGGGCGGCUGGGCCUUGGAGAGGGUGCUGAGGAGAAGAGCAUACCCACCCUCAUUUCCCGGCUGCCAGUCGUCUCCUCAGUGGCCUGUGGGGCCUCUGUGGGGUAUGCUGUGUCCAAGGAUGGUCGUGUCUUUGCCUGGGGCAUGGGCACCAACUACCAGCUGGGCACAGGGCAGGAUGAAGAUGCCUGGAGCCCUGUGGAAAUGACUGGCAAACAGCUGGAGAACCGAGUGGUCUUAACUGUGUCCAGCGGGGGCCAGCACACAGUCUUAUUAGUCAAGGACAAGGAACAGAGCUGAUGAAGUCUUUGUGGGCCUGGCUUCUGGCCCCCAACCAGCUUCCUAGAACAGAAAAACAGCCAACUACAGAUCCCAGAAGGCCCUUCCCCACCCCGAGCAGCUAUCAUCUCCUUUCCCAUCACCACAGCAGAAUCCUUUC
Peromyscus eremicus (cactus mouse) is the source of this 1829-nucleotide messenger RNA. RefSeq names its product regulator of chromosome condensation 1 (gene Rcc1). The record is from RefSeq and is a predicted model, not a curated record. The coding region runs from base 386 to 1690 and encodes 434 amino acids. Gene Ontology annotation, cellular component: cytoplasm. Gene Ontology annotation, molecular function: guanyl-nucleotide exchange factor activity. The transcript has 11 exons. Lineage: Eukaryota; Metazoa; Chordata; Mammalia; Rodentia; Cricetidae.